ACGGUCCGGUUUGUCUGUAACUCCAGCGUGUACCAUGCUGGUUGUAUUUUGAAUGUUUUUACUCAUUUUUUUUUCGCAUUCUCUGAUUAAUGUAUAGGUCCACGCCUUUAGAUCUUGCUAAAUGUGUUAAAAUACCAUUCAUUAGAUGAGUUAGAGUAAGUUAGAGUUGUCAAGAUGAAGAUAAAACGGCAGAAGCAUGCGAAGAAGACGAUCAGUUUCUAUAAGUACAACUUUUGUUUCCGGGAACCGUUUCAAAUACUGAUCGACGGUACUUUCUGUCAAGCUGCUUUAAAGAAUAAGAUCCAGAUCAAAGAACAGCUGCCUAAAUAUUUCAUGGGAGAGAUUCAACUUUGUACCACCAAAUGCGCACUGAAGGAACUGGAGACACUUUCAAAAGACUUGUAUGGAGCUAAAUUAAUCCUGCAGAGGUUUCAGAUACGGAAAUGUAAACACAAGGAGCCUGUCCCUGCCUCUCAGUGCCUGCUGUCCAUGCUGGGACAGACUAAUGCACAUCACUACUUCGUUGCCACGCAGGACAGAGAGUUGACCACAUCUCUGACAGAGAUCCCUGGCGUGCCCCUGAUCUACAUUGUCCAAAACACCAUGGUGUUAGACAAACCAUCAGCGUGUUCCUUGAAGCAUGUUGAGGCAGUGCAGCUGGGAGAGCUCGUGAGUCCUCAUCAACAGCAGAGUCUUCAGAGCCUGAAAGCGGAGCAGGGCCUCAGUAAGGACGGUGAGGAGCGGCGGGGCAAAAAACGCAAGAGAAAGUCAAGCAACCCGAACCCUCUCAGCUGUUUGAAAAAGAAGAAGAAGCCAAUGCCACAGCAGCCCAAAACAGAUGGAGAGAAGAAGAGGAGCAGGCACAGGAAGAAGAGCAGUGCUGGGCCAUCUGUUAGUGUGAACCCAGACCCUUCCAGUGCUCAGUCAUGACCCACCUUCUGUAUAUCAGCUGACAUUAAAACCUCUAAAUGUAUAAGAAUCAGAUUUUCUAAUAAAAUUUUAAUCAAGA
Messenger RNA from Hemibagrus wyckioides, 1009 nucleotides. RefSeq names its product UTP23 small subunit processome component (gene utp23). Gene Ontology annotation, molecular function: small ribosomal subunit rRNA binding. Gene Ontology annotation, cellular component: small-subunit processome; nucleolus. Bases 175 to 930 code for a protein of 251 amino acids. The record is from RefSeq and is a predicted model, not a curated record. The transcript is spliced from 3 exons. NCBI's taxonomy places the organism in Eukaryota, Metazoa, Chordata, Actinopteri, Siluriformes, Bagridae.